Messenger RNA from Manihot esculenta (cassava), 1658 nucleotides. RefSeq names its product UPF0481 protein At3g47200. The record is from RefSeq and is a predicted model, not a curated record. The transcript has a single exon. Lineage: Eukaryota; Viridiplantae; Streptophyta; Magnoliopsida; Malpighiales; Euphorbiaceae. The coding region runs from base 279 to 1547 and encodes 422 amino acids.
AAUAUGUCUCCAUUAAACAUAUAGCUGUAAUAAAGAUGAGGAAAUUCAUCGAAUGCUUCGAAUCAACAAUUGAUUAAGACUUUGAAAAUUCCCCAAAAAAAGUUGACUUUGAAGAGGAAGGUCGUAUUUGCACAGAGGAAAGAACUAGACAGUCCAAGAAAAGAGAUGGCGAUCGAUGUUACCUAGUGAAUAGUCCAUCUGCUACUCCUCUGAUAUACCAGUCUCUGUGUCCUUACAAUUCAGACAUUAGAACCUGACGAUAAUAGAUUGAGCAGAAGAUGAGAAGAAAUGAUCAAAUUCUGCUGGACAUCGAUGAAUUAGCCAAGACCAUAAGAGAAAAGUUGGAAAUCUUGCAUCCUUUAUCUGAUGAGUGCUGCAUCUACAGAGUACCUGAGCGACUCCGCCAGUUGAAUCCCAAGGCCUAUACGCCUCGCGUACUGUCUAUUGGCCCUCUUCACCAUGGCAGAACAGAGCUACAAGCAAUGGAAGAGCAUAAGCACAGGUAUCUGCAGGAUUUUCUUCAUUGGGGCGACCUAAGCUUGGAGGACUACAUUCAAUUUUUGAAAGAAUCCGAGCUAAGAUUGCGAAAUUGUUAUGCUGAAACCAUCAAUUUUAGCAGUACUGAUUUUGUGAAGAUGAUACUGCUAGAUGCUACCUUCAUCAUCAUGCUCUUUCUAAAGCAUUGUUGUGGAGACUCGAGGAAUAACAAAGAUCGAAUCUACAACAAACCGAUGAUGAUUCUUGAUAUAAGAUUCGACUUACUGUUGCUUGAAAAUCAGAUCCCUUUCUUCAUCCUUGAAGAUCUGUUUGUGCUGUCCAAUAUACCUGGGCGACUGGAGGGAUUCUCCCUUGUUAAGCUUGUGUAUGAAUUCUUCAGAAGCGGAUGGGAUUCGUGGGUGAAGGAGGACGUUCUGGAGAGACACAGUUCUUUCAAAAUAGAGCACAUUCUUCAUUUUCUGAGAAUUUGUCAGCAGCCAUUAGAGUUGCCGCCUCAAAGGGAGUUGAAAAUGUUAGUUGUACCAAGCAUAACACAUCUCUACCGAGCUGGAGUCAAGUUUCAGCUGAGUUCAAGCAAGAACGUACUUGAUAUAAAAUUCAAGAAUGGAAUUUUGGAAAUCCCACGACUUCAAAUAGUGGAUCAAACAGAGAUUUUACUGCGAAAUCUCCAAGCUUUUGAGCAAUGCCAUUGCUUGGAUAAUUAUACAGGUGACUAUAUUGCUAUGAUGGCUAUGCUUGUGAAUGCUGCAAACGAUGUGGAACUACUAUCUCGAUGUGGGAUUAUAGAAAAUUGGCUACGAAGUAAUGAAGCCUUAGCAGCUCUGUUUCGUGACAUUGAAAAAGAGAACAUUGUCUUCCCCGAUAGAUGCUACUUUUCUGCUGUAAUUGACGAUCUGAAUGUGUAUUGCAGAACCCCUUGGCACAAAUGGAAGGCAAAUUUGAAACAAAAUUAUUUCAAUACUCCAUGGGUUGGCAUCUCUGUCGUUGCAGCUGUUGUUCUCCUCUUCCUUACUGUGAUACAAACUGUGUGUUCUCUACUGCAAGUUUAGGUUCUGUAUUCUGUACCUUAAAAUGAAAUAAAUUUAUGUGAAUUUAUAAAAUAAUAGAAAAAUGAAUGUGAUCAAUUCAUUAGUAAUAAUUAAAUGCUAACAAUUUGUUGA